AUGCCGAGACAGCACUGGCUAGGGUCAUCUUAUCGGGCUCGAGGCCCACUAAAGGCCCGCGCAUCUCUUCAAACAGCUGCAGGGCCUCUUUGGGCCGGUUGUUCUGUGCGUAGCAAGCGAUCAUGGCAUUGUAUGAAAGCAGGUCCUUUACGGGAAGUUGCUCGUGGACUUUCUCUGCAGAUUCCACAUCUCCAAGCUUGGAGUAAGCUGAAAUCAAUGUUAUGCUGCAAACACUGUUCCUCUCUGGCAUGGCAUCGAAAAAGCUUCGGGCCAGCUCGAUGUUUCCACACUCGACAUAAGCCGAAAUUAUCGUGUUCCAAGAGGCUGGGCUCUUCUGUGGCAUUAUUCGGAAGAUUUCGUAAGCUUGGUCCAUUUUCUUUGCCCUGGCAGACUAUGGAGUUCCAGGAUAUCACGUCUUUGUCCGGAAUCUCGUCGAAAACGGCCCUGGCGGCUGAGAGGUCGCCGGAUCUGACGUGGCCUGCCAGCAACGAGUUCCAAGAGACGAUAUUUUUGGUUAAAUCGACAAGGGCCGUCUGGACGAAGAUUGCACUGCACAGCCCGAUCUUAAGCGCCUGCCCGUGGAUAGUCGGCCCGCCGAUUUUGGACGGAAUCCGGGCGCAGGCUUUUAGGGCGGAGGAGACGGCGAACGUGUCCCCAGCCGAGGGACUGUCUGUAGAGAGAGAGAGCGUCCGCGAAGUGGCCGCGCUGGGAGAGGUGGCGGAUCGCGUGGGACGUGGCGGAGGCGUCGGGGGUCGGCAUGCGGCGGAGGAUCGAGGCGGCGUAGCGGGUGGCUCUUGGGGAAUGUGUGGAGGCGGAUUUGAGGGUUUGGCGGACGAGCAGCGGCUCGAGGUUGCGGAGGCGGUUGAGUAUAAUCUGGCAGUGGAUUUGCUUGGCCUGGUCGACGGUGAGGGGAUUGUCCAGCAAGGUCUUCAGCUUCAAAACUUGCAUUUGGGGGAAAAAAAAUUGAAGCAAAGGGGAUUAUAA
Striga asiatica is the source of this 984-nucleotide messenger RNA. NCBI's taxonomy places the organism in Eukaryota, Viridiplantae, Streptophyta, Magnoliopsida, Lamiales, Orobanchaceae. The record is from the annotation of a GenBank genome assembly.